GGCCGGACCGUUCACUACUUGGAUUAUUGGCCCUGAUCACCCGGCCUCGGAGAUUGUACUAUUGGAGUAGAGGGGGUCGGCGGUCCUGCAGUGGUUUCGGGAAAGGGGCAGGUGUAGUGUUUCCAGGUAGAGCCGGAGUUUCGUCCUUGUUUGUGAUUGAGGGAGGGGCCUGUCCGACCGGUCUGACCUGGUGGGGGAGGAGGAGGAGAAGAAGAAGUUAUCGGCCGGGAAAGCGAUUAUUACAGGUCACUUGUAGAUCUUCUACUGAGAGGAGGAAGAUGCAGCUCGUUACAGCUCUGAGGCUCGGGGCAGCGCUAAUGUGCCUCGUCCUGGUGGUGCAAGUCCAGAGUCAAGGAUGCAAAUGUAGAACGCACUACAUGGGUAAAUGCGAUAACAGCGGUGCAUCUUCAGAUUGUCAGUGUACCCUCACCAUAGGGCCCGAUUCCCAACCUGUGAACUGCUCAAAAUUAAUUCCUAAAUGUUGGCUGAUGAAGAGAGAGAGCCUUGGGACAAAGGCAGGUCGCAGAGUUAAACCAGCACAAGCACUUAUUGACAACGACGGACUGUACAAUCCAGAGUGUGAUACUAAUGGGGUGUUUAAGGCCCGGCAGUGCAACAAUACUGACACCUGCUGGUGUGUCAAUACCGCCGGGGUCAGAAGAACUGACAAAGGGGACAAAAACUGGAAGUGCCCGGAGCUGGUCAGAACUAACUGGGUGUAUGUUGAAAUGAAACGCAAUAACACAGACUCCGUGAAUGAUGACGACUUGAAAAAAGCACUUAAAACAACAAUAGUGAAUCGAUAUGGAUUACCUGAAAAAUGUGUUUCUGUUGAGCUCGAGGGUCCUUCUUUAAUCUACGUCGACUUAAAGCAAAACGGCUCCCAGAAACUUCCAGGAGAGGUUGAUAUUACAGAUGUUGCAUAUUACAUGGAAAAGGAUAUAAAGGGAGAUUCCCUGUUUCAUCCAGAUGAAAAAUUUGAAAUUCUUGUUAAUGGAAAUAACUUUGCUGUCAAGGAACCCAUCAUCUACUACAUUGAUGAGAAGCCACACGAGAUCUCUAUGAAACACCUCACCCCUGGGGUCAUUGCAGUCAUUGUUGUCGUGGUCUUGGCUAUUGUUGCUCUAAUAGCUGUGUUGAUUUUUACAAGACGAAAGAGAGGAAAGUAUCAGAAGGCUGAGAUGAAGGAGCUGAAUGAAAUGCAGCAAGAAGCAAGCACAUAAAACUUGAUGGAAGAACCUGUCUCAAGAAGAGGAGUCUGCUAGACACAACAGGCAGCAGGCGUUUGAAUCCAAAACACUUGCGAAAGAGGCUUCAUCUUUCUCGUGUGGGAAUAAGCCUUUUUGUAUCAUUGUGAAGAUAUUUAUAGCGGACUUCCACCGCCAUUUUUUUUUUUCUUUAGAUUACUUCUAAUGAUGUAUUGGUACUGGUUUUGAGAAAUGGGCUGUCUAGUACACCAUCCGAAGGUCAUUAUGGGUACAGGCCGUGUAUGUUUUUACUUGUAAGCCACUGUCUCUGCUUUAUACUUUGUACAAAAAUAAACCGCUGUAAUCUGUCUGUAGAACAUAAGGACUUUUUAAAUAUGUUGUACAUAUUCUGUAUUGAAAAUGUGCUUGAAUUAUGGAUUUUUUUUGUUACUGUUGGAUUUAAUAAAUGUUUUAAAGAGA
Messenger RNA from Xenopus laevis (African clawed frog), 1667 nucleotides. It is a transcript of the gene epcam.S, whose product is annotated as epithelial cell adhesion molecule S homeolog. The record is from RefSeq and is marked provisional. Lineage: Eukaryota; Metazoa; Chordata; Amphibia; Anura; Pipidae. Gene Ontology annotation, cellular component: membrane.